This is a messenger RNA of Sinocyclocheilus rhinocerous, 2941 nucleotides long. RefSeq names its product septin 12 (gene septin12). The record is from RefSeq and is a predicted model, not a curated record. Lineage: Eukaryota; Metazoa; Chordata; Actinopteri; Cypriniformes; Cyprinidae. The transcript is spliced from 10 exons. Gene Ontology annotation, molecular function: GTP binding. The coding region runs from base 190 to 2427 and encodes 745 amino acids.
AAGAGGUCCUUUGAUAUUGAUGAUGUGAACGAGAUUCCCACAUUCUCCUCUACAUCUUCUGUCACAUCUCCCAUCAGCCCGAGUGCUAUCCUCAACAAGACAAAUGAUGUGAGGAGUCCAGGGAAUCAAGUGUCUCCUCCUUAUCGCUCCAGGAUUAGUAUCAGCUGCAGUCCUGCCCACAGCCCCGUUAUGAGAAAUAGGAUGGUGUCCAGUCUCUCCUUCAACCGAGGGACAAUGGGAAAGCCCACUAUCAAUGCCAGCUCUGGGAUCAACCGAGCUGCCUCUUUUCAAAACAAAUUCAACCCCAACGGCUUCACUUCGUCUUCCGGGCCAGGAAGUGACAAUGACAGUCUCCAUAGCUCGUCUUCCAGCCUGGAGUACCAGGCCUCUUCAAAACUCUGCUCCUACACAAGCCCUCCCCAGAGUCCUGUUGGUGUUGGGGAAUUCAAAGCCCAACGUUUAGGCAGCCCUGCCCUGAAGAAGUUCUCCUCACAUGGAAACAUGUUCCAUUCAGAGCUGGAGGGUCCUCUGGUCAUUUCAACUGAACCCAUGAGUAUUAGCCAUGGCUCCAUGCCUUCUUUGGACCUCCAGAUGGAGACUGCAGGAAUGAGACAAGUGAUUUCGCCUGGAUCACGAUUCACCAAUACAGGUCUGCAGUGGAGUCCCCAUAACAUCCAGAACAGCAGUUCCUUUGCAAGAGACUCCUCUAUCAACAGCCAGCCACCUAAGCCUAAAGAUCCGGUUCGCCUCAACAAGUUCCCUCUUGACCUUGAUAACUUGGUUUUCAAGUCUCAGACGGAAUCCACAGGAGCACCUAAACCACCUCCAAGAUUCCACACGCUAUCCAACAGUCCCACUGUCUCAGCAAGUCCCUCUGCAUCCAUCAGCAGCCUGGACAGCGCCGACCUACCCAUGGCCCACAACAACAACAACAGCAUCAUUGAAAAGAAAGAGCCCAUCACUCCUCCUGGAGCUAUCCCAGUACCCAACAUCAGCAAAUCUCCAGUGCCUCUGUCUCCAGCCCAGACUCCACAGUUCAACGUGGUCUCUAAGCCCCAAGUGGUCCAGGUGGCCCCUGCUUCACCUUCCCUGUCAGGACGGAUGGAGAUCAGCAAUGAUAUCGAUCAGGACGAUGUCCAUGCCAAAGAGAGCGUGGGUUCCAUAUUACAGCGAAUCGCCUCUUUCUCCAAAGUGGAGACUAAGGUGCCAGUGUCUGAGCCAAGUCAGGCCAUCCCCCUGAGUAAUGGCAUCAAAAAAGACUCACCAGCAAUACAACGUAAGGAGCUCAAGAGAUCAGAAGACACAGCACAGGAGCAGGGCCUGGAUCUGGAGCCACCUGUCCGGAUGGAGGAGGAGAUGGAGGUGAUGGAGGAGAGGGAGGUGGAGGAGAGAGUGGUGGAGAUAGAACAUCCUCUGCCAUGCCUCAGUGAAUCUGACACACAAGGCAUUAUCAAGGGCAGAGAUCUAUUCGGAUAUGUUGGCAUUGAGGCAGUGUUGGACCAGAUGAGACGCAAAACCAUGAAGGCUGGCUUUGAAUUUAACAUCAUGGUGGUUGGUCAGAGCGGUCUGGGGAAGUCAACGCUCGUAAACACACUCUUCAAGUCCAAGGUCAGCAGGAAGUCCUGCACUCCUAAUUAUGAGGAGAAGAUCUCGAAAACUGUCCACCUGCAAUCAGUCAGCCACGUCAUCGAGGAGAAAGGGGUGAAGAUGAAGCUUACGGUAAUUGACACCCCUGGAUUUGGAGACCAAAUCAACAAUGAGAACUGCUGGGAGCCCAUUGUAAAGUAUGUCAAUGAACAGUAUGAAAAAUACCUGAAGGAGGAGCUGCAUGUCAACAGGAAGAGAAGAAUCCCUGACACCCGCAUUCAUUGCUGUGUCUACUUCCUGCCAGCCACUGGACACUGGUUACGCCCUAUAGAUGUGGAGUUCAUGAGGAGACUGGGGAAGAUAGUGAGCAUCGUCCCUGUGAUCGCCAAAGCAGACACGCUCACUCUGGAGGAGCGGCUAGAGUUCAAACAGAGGAUAAGACAGGACCUCCAGGCCAAUGGGAUCAGAGUGUAUCCACAGAAAGAAUAUGAUGAGGAUGCUGAAGACCGGAUACUCAACGAUAAGAUUAGGGAAAACAUCCCCUUUGCUGUGGUGGGAACAGAUAAGGAACACCAGGUGAAUGGGAACAAAGUCUUGGGAAGAAAAACAAAGUGGGGGAUCAUCGAAGUUGAAAAUGUUGCGCAUUGCGAGUUUGCACACUUGAGAGAUCUUCUUAUCAGGUCCCACCUGCAAGAUUUGAAGGACGUCACUCACAACAUCCACUAUGAGGCCUAUAGGGUGAAAAGACUUAACGAGAGCAAUGCCAAUGGACUGGCGCUUUCACCUUUGACCCUGGAGAACGGUACCCUAGAGAAGAGCGAUGCAGAGAGUCACCUUUGAAAGGAAAUGGAGCGUGUACCCGUCCUUCACCCCCAGUCAGAAUGGGAGAGAUGAACAUUUCACUUCUAGAUUGCCAUUGAUGGAAAAUCGACACGUUUGACUAAAGACAUUUCUGCUUAGGCGUGUAAACAUCAUAUAUGAGUCUAUUUUUGAAACAAAUCUAUAUUGUUGGUAGGGUUCUGGGAUGAAUUAUGGGUAGAAUUGAACCAGGUUUUGGCUAAGAGAAAGUUUCCCUCUAUUUUUUUUUUCUCUCUCUUGAUGUUUUUGAUCCGUUUUCUGCCGAAUGAAAGGCACAGAGGGUUGGCAUGUUGGAAAAUGUGUGUGUGUGUGUUCCUGCACGCCUGACACCUCACUGGAUGAGAAAAUCCCAUAAUCCCUAUCUGUGUUACUGCACCUAUAUAUUUACACCGAACCAGUAAUGUGACAUGCUCCUUUUGAUCUUUUAUUUUCGUAAUUAUUUUAGGUUUUUUUACCGCAAAAUAUGAUCUUUCCCUGUACUUUUGUAAAAGAAGAG